AUGCAUUUUUUUCUCUUUUUUGGCUUUUUGCGGGCAGCCUACGCACUCAUCUCCUGUCCACAGACUCUGGCCUGCAUCGACGUACUACCACGCACCCCACCCUCUGGCGCUGGUAGUAACGAUAGCCGUAGUUGUCGCCUCACUCUGGCCGCUUCAACCGGUCGUCAGCCUCCCACGCUAACUGGCUCUCACCGCCCCCCUCUCUCGGUCAGCCUGCCAUCGUGGCGAUCAUCGCCGUCGCCGUCGCCGUCGCCGUCGCCGUCG
This is a messenger RNA of Protopolystoma xenopodis, 264 nucleotides long. The record is from the annotation of a GenBank genome assembly. Lineage: Eukaryota; Metazoa; Platyhelminthes; Monogenea; Polystomatidea; Polystomatidae.